GGAGGUACGAAGUGUCACAACACGGCCAGACGUCCAGAAGAUACUUUUAACUUUUUGCACGUGUGUUGCCGGCGGAUGAAAAACAACAACAGCAACAACAACAACAACAAUCAGACUCCAACAAGCAGAUUCACCUGCGCUGGCGCAUUUUAGGACGCUAUCGGUAAACCAUGUGGAUGCAUACCGACCGGCAAGCAGAAGUUGUUUGAUACGCGUGGUCGGGUAGAGCUGUCGACUUCAAGCAGAAACUCAUGGAAGACGUCAGUGGAUGAGGUGGGCUGCUCCCAGGAACCCAGCAUGGAUGAAAGCCCUGGGUUGCUCCUCCGUCUCACGCACUCCUGUCUCACAUCACCUCCCAGCGUCUGAGCCGCAGACAGCUGCGGCCGCUGGCCACUCGCACCAUGACACAGAUGGACUACAAAUACAGUCUGCUGGGCUCUUCAGUGGACGACUACCGGAAGAGGCCACUGCUGCUGCAGGUGGACGACACUCCAAUGAACCUUUUUGCGGUCUUGGAGGUGAAGCGGGAUUUGCCGAGGCGCUGGAGCACCCUUGGCUGCCUCCGCAAGGUCAAGCUCUACAGCAUCUUGUUCGGCCUGGUCAUCAUGUUUCUCAUCAUGGCGUCAUACGUCCUAACGGGGGACAAGAAAGGCCUCCUGCUCACACCAUCCCCUUACCACUUCAGCAGUCUGGUCAGCCCAGGGCCCUUUCCCUUCAACCUUUCCUCUGCCAAGGACUACGCCCACAUCAAACAGGUUGUGAAGACCAUCGCAUCCAAGGUAGAGUUCAGCGGCAGUCGGCAGCUUCCGGACCCCAAGGCACUGGUGAACAGCGAGCCGCAUAUGUUUUCUGUUAUCCCUCGCAAAUUCCUUCCCGGUGUCAAGAACCCAUGCUGGUAUGAGGAGUACACUGGGAAUAUCACUUCAGAUCCUUACAGGACAAAUUUGUACGCGCGCUACUCCAGGCGCUUCCGAACCGUGUUCGAGUACCUGAGGAGCACUUUCCGAGAACACUUGUUUCACCGCGACGGGAAACUUUAUCGCAUGCGGUGCCUGCCUUACUUCUACAUCAUUGGCCAGCCAAAGUGCGGCACAACAGACCUGUAUGACAGACUGAGACUGCAUCCAGAUGUCCGCUUCACCACUUUCAAAGAGCCACAUUGGUGGACCCGCAAGAGGUUUGGUAUCAUUCGUUUGAGUGAGGGCUUCCAUGACCGCUACCCAGUGGAGGACUACCUGGACCUCUUUGACCUGGCAGCUUACCAAAUUCAGGACAUCCUGAAAGCAAAUGCCAGCGGCACGCCCAACCAACAUAAUAUCAUCAUCGGGGAAGCCAGCGCAUCCACCAUGUGGGACAACAACGCCUGGGUGUAUUUCUACGAUAACACCACAGAGGGAGAGCCGCCUUUCCUCAUCCAGGACUUCGUCCAUGCCCUGCAGCCUGACGCGCGCUUCAUUGUCAUGCUCCGGGAUCCAGUAGAGAGGCUCUAUUCCGACUACCUUUACUUCGGUAUUGCCAAUAAGUCUGUGGAGGAUUUCCAUGAGAAGGUGUCUGAGUCGCUGCAGCUAUUUGAGGGGUGCCUUACAGAGUACACGAUGCGCUCCUGUGUGUACAACACUACUCUCAACAAUGCCAUGCCAGUCAGAUUGCAGGUUGGCCUGUACAUUGUGUACAUAAUGGACUGGCUAACCGUCUUCAGGAGGGAUCAGAUUCUGGUCCUGCGGUUGGAAGACCAUGCCUCCAACAGGAAAUACACGAUGCACAAAGUCUUCAAUUUCCUUAACCUGGGGCCACUGACAGAGCAGAAGGAGGCUGAGAUUACUAGAAGCCCAGCCUCCAACACCAGGAGGCCGGCCGACAAAAACCUUGGACCCAUGCUCCCUAUUACCAAGGAGAUCCUGCAGGAUUUCUACAUGCCGUUCAACGAGAAACUGGCCAAAGUGCUGAGGAAUGACUCCUUCCUCUGGGAGAGCCGUUCUAAGCUGAUGUAAAUGAUUCCUUGGCUCAGACUAACCACUGGCACGUCAACCAGUCCCUUUUUGUUUUUGUUUCAUCUCUCUCAAGUGCCCAUGAAAAUCAAUGUUUUUAUUUAAAUUAUUUUUUAAGUUAUAAACACAGAGGUGAAUCAAAGAUAGAAAAUAGCACAAGAGUUUGUUCUGAUUAUUUUUGUGUGUGUGUGUGUGUGUGUGUGUGUGUGUGUGUGUGUGUGUGUGUGUGUGUGUGUGUGUGUGUUUGAGGGCUUGGCAAAUCUUGAUCCUCUUGAUGUACAAAAUUAAACAGUGGACUAAUGAAACAGA
Molecule: messenger RNA, 2297 nt
Organism: Lampris incognitus (smalleye Pacific opah)
Lineage: Eukaryota; Metazoa; Chordata; Actinopteri; Lampriformes; Lampridae
Product: carbohydrate sulfotransferase 15-like
Exons: 8
Coding region: 402-1991 (529 amino acids)
Biological process (GO): hexose biosynthetic process
Molecular function (GO): N-acetylgalactosamine 4-sulfate 6-O-sulfotransferase activity
Source: RefSeq, a predicted model, not a curated record